AGGAAAAUCUCAUUUCACGAAACACUCCCACGCGAGAAGACGCCCAAUCUCAGACUCUCUCUCUCUCUCUCAGCCGUCUCCAAGAGACCCAACCGGAAGAGCUAUUGCCGCCGCUCGAUCGCCGUUGCUCUCGUUGGUCCGGCUAGUUGCGCGCCGCCGCCCAUUCUCGUCAGCAGCCCUCACGUGCGCCACAUCUGCGGUUCUCCUUCCGUUGACGAUCUCGUCGCCGGUGGUACAGUGCUGUUCGCCACUGCGGUUGCUCCUUCGACUACCGCCGCUCCAUUGCGCUUCACCGGAGUCUAGUUUUGGUAAGUUUUUGGUGGAUUUAUCCCAAGAUAUUGAGUACCCAAUCAGUGUCCUGCCUAUUGUUGCUUUAAUCAUGACUGGACGGUAGAUUUGAGGUUUGGAAGAAUUUUGAAAUCAAAAGCAGCUGUCCAGCAGUCUUGAGGAUUGUUUUUGGCGAGUUAUCGGUUUUCGAGGCUGUCCAGCACGAUUGGAAUUUGUUUUGAUAGAAAUUUGGUGAAUACUUUAGGUUCCAAGGCUCUUUUGGAUUAUUUAACAAUGCCAUAAAUUGGGAUCUAACCCCUAAACUGUUGUGUCGAUUUUGGGACGUGUGGAAUUGGAAGGUUGGAGUUGGUUCUCAAAUUAAACCUCAUCGUAGGGUUGAUUCCAGAAUUUUCGUGGGCCAAGAGAGUUUAAUUUGUUUGGGUAUAUUGAGGUGCAUGAAUAGUUCUUGUUGCAUAUCAGCCAGCGAUCUGUUUUCAGUUACUACAAAUUUUGCGAUCUUGAAUCUCUAGCACUGGUAUCUUACAUGUCGAACAAUAGCAACAAUGUAUCCAUCACGGUUUCUGACAAUGAGUUGGACGAGUUGGAAAGGAUGCGUGUUCGAGUUCGGAGAAAGAGAAAAAAACAAGGGAAUCGAGUCAAGAAUGAGUUGGCUCCUCGAAUUUUUAGAAUGAUGUUGAAGUAUUGGUUGGUUGUUUUCUUCCUUCUUGCUGCUGGAUUGCUUUUGUUUGAGGCAACAAAAAUUGGUCAAAAAUCAAGGCUGGAGGCGAAAUCAGAGCAUAGUGGCAUGACGAGGGCAAAGUUAGAUGAUUCGAAACUCGGACCUGUGAUGGAGUCGGGGUUGGACAAUAAACCAGAUGGGAAUUUGAAUAGACUCGAUCCAGUUACUAGGAUGGUUUCCGGAAUAAGAGAACGUUGCUUGAAACUUCUGCCACCAAAAGAACUUGAGCAAUUGGAUAUUCCUGUGCGUGAAGGUUCGCCAGUUCCAGAGAUUGAUGUGAACUACAUAACUAAUAGUGACAGUUCAUUGUUAGUAGAUAAAUUUUCCUUGUCACGACAGAGCAUGAAUGCAACAAGAUUUAAUCUAUUUACUGGAUACCAGACUCUCGACCAAAGAGAAAAAAGUUUUAAGGUAAAUAGAACUGUUGAGGUACAUUGCGGUUUUUACAGUGAUGAUGGGGGUUUCAGAAUUUCUAAUGAAGAUAGAACUUUCAUGCAAACAUGCACUCUUGUUGUGUCCACAUGCGCAUUUGGUGGUGGAGAUGAUCUUUAUCAACCUAUUGGAAUGUCAGAGGCAUCACUUCGCAAGGUUUGCUAUGUUGCAUUUUGGGAUGAAAUCACUUUAAGUGCACAGGAAGCAGUGGGACAUGUUAUUGGUGAGGAUGGAUUUAUUGGGAAAUGGCGUGUUGUGGUUGUGAGGGAUCUUCCUUUCACUGAUCAAAGAUUGAAUGGCAAAAUCCCGAAGAUGUUGGGUCAUCGUCUCUUCCCUAAUGUGAAGUACUCCAUUUGGGUAGAUUCAAAGUCUCAAUUCCGGAGAGACCCACUAGGAGUGUUUGAAGCUCUUCUUUGGCGUUCAAAUUCUGAACUUGCAAUAUCACAACAUGGAGCUCGUAGUAGUGUCUAUGAUGAGGCUGGAGCUGUGGUCAAGAAACAUAAAGCCACCCCAGAAGAAGUCGACGUGCAGAUAAAACGAUAUCGUCAUGAUAACUUCCCAGAUGACAAGAGAUUUAAUGGGCAUAAAGCUCUUGCAGAGGCCUCUGUUAUUGUUAGGGAGCACUCUCCCAUGGUGAAUUUGUUCAUGUGCCUUUGGUUUAAUGAGGUGGUGCGGUUUACUUCCAGGGAUCAGCUUAGCUUCCCAUAUGUUCUAUGGCGGUUGAAACUUGUUAAGAAAAUUAAUAUGUUCCCCGUUUGCAUUCGCAAAGAUCUUGUCAAUAGUAUGGGCCACAUUCGCAAGGCUAAGCCUCUGAAUAUUUGCGAGUCUUGCCACAUGAAUGGAGCAGUACAUCCAGGGAUUUGGUUGAUCAAGCAUAUUCAAAGUUUCUUUCCAGAAUAAGUAUGCCUUACAAAGUCAAUCUUACACCUUUACUGGAAGAAUAUAUACUUUUUUUAUGAUUGCUUAAACAUCUCGCAUGCAGUCUCUAGGCCAAUGCUGUGCCUACACUAGCAAAGUUCAAUCACCAGCCAAGUGAAGCUUAUGAGCAAGCUUAAGCUUGACACGACAUAUAAGUAUGAUUAUAUACUUUGUAACUCAUUCACGCUGGUAAUGAGUUUGUGUAAAACCUCCAAUAGUCUACACUUAUAAAAGGAAGGGUAAAAAGGGAAGUUCACAAAUGAAUUUGGUUAAGGAGUAGAGGAAGAGGCUGAAACCGUUUCAACAGAAAUGAGAAGGGAUUGCGUUGGAGAGGGGACCACAGGGGACGACAGAAGAAAGGGAAGGAAGUUCUGAAUAAGGAAGAGGAAUUCUUCAUGGAGAGAUUUCCUCAACAUCUCUCGAAAACCAGCUGGGUCCUUUGAUGUUUGCUUAUUUUCUAUAUAUUGCUUUCUUUUUCUUACUGUAAGUUGUCGUUAGUGUUUUGGUUUGCUGAAUUGUUGGAAGACAUUAAAGAGCUUUGAAAUAUAGUUUUGCCUUUCUAUU
Molecule: messenger RNA, 2920 nt
Organism: Benincasa hispida (wax gourd)
Lineage: Eukaryota; Viridiplantae; Streptophyta; Magnoliopsida; Cucurbitales; Cucurbitaceae
Source: RefSeq, a predicted model, not a curated record